AUGGCAGCUCCUAGUAGGAAACAGACGUUCAGGUUUCUCAGCCAGUUAGGAGCGUUUAUUUUAACCCGCUUCGGGUUUUGGAACUGCUUCAGCAUGUUGAUGCUGUUUGCCGAACGAGCGGACUCCAAAAGGAAGCCAGACAUCCAUGUACCGUACCUGUACGUGGACAUGGGGGCAGCAGUGCUCUGCGCCAGCUUCAUGUCGUUUGGGGUGAAGAGGAGGUGGUUUGCGAUGGCCGCUGCUAUCCAACUGGCCGUCAGCACUUACGCGGCGUAUAUUGGAGAGCAGGUGUACUACGGGGACUGGCUUAAGGUACGAAUGUAUUCCAGAGUGCUGGCCAUUAUCGGAGGCUUCAUGGUUCUGGCCAGUGGGGCGGGGGAGGUAUACAGACAGAAACCUCGCAGCAGAUCCCUGCAGUCGACUGGACAGGUUUUCCUGGGAGUCUACCUCAUCUGCAUGGUGUACUCCCUCCAGCACAGCAAAGAGGACAGGCAGGCCUAUCUAAACCACAUCGUGGGAGGAGAGAUCACUCUGAUGCUGCUGGAGGUUCUGUUCGGGGUGCUGGCCCUGGCCUUCCUGUCCGGCUGCUACAUCCGCCUGGCCGCACAGAUCCUGGCCACCGUCCUGCCUCUGGUGAUCCUGCUCAUCGACGGCAACCUGGGCUACUGGCACCACACCCGCAAGGUGGAGUUCUGGAACCAGAUGAAGCUGAUAGGACAUAACGUGGGCAUCUUCGGCGCUGUGUUGAUCCUGGCCACCGACGGUUGAACCCUCGCGCUCUCACAGAGAACUUUUACCGACCGAGGUGUCUGCGCAGGACGAGACUGAUGGCCUUUACGGCACAGCCCGACUUUGUACCGAAGGCUGCCGUUGCUCAGUGACCUCUCAGGAUAUUAAACACUCCAAGCUGAGACUGUUGGAUGUAAGCAGCGUCGAUUGUCUUUACCUACCAGUUGGUAACUUUUGCAAGAAAAAGAAAAAAACACGAGCUUCCUUUUUAGCAAUUUAAUAAUUUAUUCAGAUUCAUGUUUACAUUUUUGUCUCUGUUGCGCUCUGAAACAUGACACUGAGUAUAAGUACUUUAUACCUACAGGGGGAAUACCUUUUACUCCAAAAAUUAAAGUCUUAAAUGGUUUGAUAAUAUUUUACAAAUAAAGGGAAAAUUUAUGCUGUCUUGUCUGUGGAAUGGGAGGGUUACAUUUAUGGCCAUUUGGUGAUAAACACUUGCUUUCAACUUGCAUUCAUGUGAAAUUCAUUAAACUGAAUAAGCACAGCUGUUUAAUCUGUGUAAAUAGUAAUAAUUUUAUAUGAAAUGACUUAGUUUAGUUACAUGAUGGAAGUUCUGAGUUUGAGUAUUUUGAUCAUUACAAUAAUUAUUUCACUUUAUUGUUCAAACUGUAAUUAAACUGCAGUACUGUUUAUGAUGAUCUAUCUACGACCACCUCAACUUUCCAUAAAACCAUGUCAGCGUAGCACAGGAUGAAAGGCUGAAUGUAACCGACGCCUCAGACUAAAUUGGAUUUGGAGCUAAAAACGUAUGUCGUCCAAUACAGUCCUGCAAUGAAUCCUGCCUUAGUGAAGGUUAUUGUGUUCAGUUUUUGUUUUGGAGAGGUGUUGCUGUAUGGUCAUUUUGGAGGAUGUAGUUUAUGGUGUUGUAUUAUACUGACAGCACUUUCUGUUACUGAGCCUGACCUCAUUGAAACAAGUGUGCUGGACAAAAUAUUAAAAACACCUCUCUGUAUAAAACACUACGAUUAAGUAGCACCACAAACUGAGAACGUUUUUCUCUUGAGACUAAAAAUGCAUUAUUAAGUCAUUCAUAUGUGCAAGCCAGAAUUAAGUUAUUUAUGCAGUUGUUUCUCUUUUGCCAUUAAACAGUUUCAGUGUAGAUGUUAAAUAAAUGUUAAUCUCACUGAGAUACUUUAAA
This is a messenger RNA of Morone saxatilis (striped sea-bass), 1927 nucleotides long. RefSeq names its product transmembrane protein 101 (gene tmem101). The record is from RefSeq and is a predicted model, not a curated record. The coding region runs from base 1 to 768 and encodes 255 amino acids. Lineage: Eukaryota; Metazoa; Chordata; Actinopteri; Moronidae. The transcript has 4 exons. Gene Ontology annotation, biological process: positive regulation of canonical NF-kappaB signal transduction.